Messenger RNA from Aethalodelphis obliquidens (Pacific white-sided dolphin), 492 nucleotides. RefSeq names its product aromatase-like. Bases 1 to 492 code for a protein of 163 amino acids. Gene Ontology annotation, molecular function: heme binding; iron ion binding; monooxygenase activity. Lineage: Eukaryota; Metazoa; Chordata; Mammalia; Artiodactyla; Delphinidae. The record is from RefSeq and is a predicted model, not a curated record. The transcript is spliced from 3 exons.
AUGGUUUUGGAAGUGCUGAACUCAGUGCAUUAUAACAUCAUCAGCAUGGUGACCGAAGUUGUGCCUGUUGCCAGCAUUGCAAUCCUGCUGCUCACUGGCUUUCUUCUCUUGGUUUGGAAUUAUAAAAACACAUCCUCAAUACCAGGUCCUGGCUACUUUCUGGGAAUUGGACCCCUCAUUUCCUACUGCAGGUUCCUCUGGAUGGGGAAUGGCAGUGCCUGCAAUUACUACAACAAGACGUAUGGUGAAUUCGUGAGAGUCUGGAUAUAUGGAGAGGAAACCCUCAUUAUUAGCAAGUCCUCAAGCGUGUUCCACGUAAUGAAGCACAGUCACUACACAUCCCGAUUCGGCAGCAAACUUGGGUUGCAGUGCAUUGGCAUGCAUGAGAAAGGCGUCAUAUUUAACAAUAAUCCAGUCCUCUGGAAAGCUGUUAGAAAUUACUUUAUGAAAGGUAUUCAGAUGUCUGGCUACAUUCUGCUCUUUUGUCUAUGA